Messenger RNA from Hevea brasiliensis (rubber tree), 4491 nucleotides. RefSeq names its product auxilin-like protein 1. The transcript is spliced from 9 exons. Gene Ontology annotation, biological process: clathrin coat disassembly; clathrin-dependent endocytosis. The record is from RefSeq and is a predicted model, not a curated record. Gene Ontology annotation, cellular component: intracellular membrane-bounded organelle; vesicle; cytoplasm. Gene Ontology annotation, molecular function: clathrin binding. Lineage: Eukaryota; Viridiplantae; Streptophyta; Magnoliopsida; Malpighiales; Euphorbiaceae. Bases 150 to 4334 code for a protein of 1394 amino acids.
UUCUUGCUUCUUCCCUUCUUCCUCUCUCUCUUUCGUGUCUGACUCUGCAAAAAUAGUUUUCUAUGUAGAGAAAGACCAGACACAGGAGAGAAGAAAGAAGCAAAAACCAAACGCGUAAACACUAAAUAGUGUCUUUUUUUUCUGUCUCAAUGGAGUAUCAACAAGCUUCCUCUGCUACUACUUUCUCCAAUAAGCUUGCUAACGGUGGAGGCUUAGCUGGAAAGCACGUCUACGACGGCAUUUUUGGAGGUGUAGCGAAGCCUGGGUCUCGAAUGGAGGAUUACAAAGAAAUAUUUGGUGGUUCUGGUGGUUGUUCGAUUCCUAUUCUCGAUUUCCCGGAGCUUAAGGACAGAAAGACUUCGGUGGAAGCACGGAACCCGACGCUGGACUACUCAACGAUUUUUUGUGGUCUUGUAGAGACGGAUUUUGCUGUGCCUUACGAAGAAUUGCUUUCAAAACCAAAGAAAGUGAAGAAUUCUUCUCAGGAAGCUCGGGCUGCAGCUAAAGCAAGGUUCUGCCCUGCAGAGCCAGAACAUCCUAAUGUUUCAGAACAGAAACAAGCCCCAUCACCAGAAGUAUCUUUCCAGCGGCUUGAUGGUGGGAAACAGUUCAAUCCGUCAUACGAUAACAGAAAACCAGAAAGCCAAAGUGGGACAACUGGAAAGAAACAUAUCGCUCAGCUCCACACCAUUCCUGGUUAUACUUGUUUGAUUGAUGAAAUCACUCCCUCGCAGAUGACUGAAGGUGACAAGCCAGUACGCACAGUAUUAAAUGAUGCUUAUCUAAAUGUUAAUGUCAGUGAGGGGAUAAGGCAAAGCAAACCUCUCCGGAAAGUUGUGUCAGGCCCACAACCCAGAGAUUCUGCUAAAAACAAUUCUAAAAAUCAUGCCAACUUUACAAAAUCCAGCAGGAAUAGAUCCUUUUCAAAUGAUAUAUCAUUUGAUGCAUUUGAAAUUGGCCUUGGCACACAGCCAUCAACAGUGUCACCUCUAGGCCCGUUUCCUAAUUUAGGUAAAAAUAGGGAUGGCUCCAUGAGGUUAAUGAAUUCGAAGUUUGGGGUUUUUAGUAAUGAUGCUUCUGAAGGUGCUGCUGGUAGUUAUUCACCACCUUUAUUUGAUGAGGAAAUAGAUGCUAAUUCGGCUGCAGCUGCCUCUGUAGCUGCUGUGAGGAAGGCGAUAGAGGAGGCUCAAGCAAAGAUUAGAAUAGCCAAAGAAUUGAUGGAAAGAAAGGUCCGUCUUCAAAAUCGUGUGAGACCAAGAUUUAAUGAUGGCUUGAAAGAUAAAAAAAGGGAGGUUAAAGUUGCAGAAAAAGAAAAUAGAUCCAUAGAGGAGGCCAAGGAAAUGGUUCAGAAAUUUUAUACUCCAGAGCAAGAUUUCACCAGCUUACCAGAGCACAAUGCAACAGAAGCAAGCCAUGUAACCUCAGAAUUUGGAAAUGCAAAGACAUCAUCUCCUACGAAAAAUGCUGUUGGAGAAACAAACAGCACAGAAUCCAAAUUGGCUCAAGUGGAUAAUAGGGUGGAAGCAGAAAGCAGGAAAGCAAAUAAACCUGCUGAUACCAGUGAACACAGGGCAAUGACAUUGGAGGUUGAGCAGGCAAACAAUGACAAGAAAAUGAAUCCAUCUGCUAAUGAAAAUAAAUGCAAGGAGAAGAUGACAGGAGAGGAAAACAUUGAGAAGCCAGUGGAGUGUGAUAAUAAGAAACUAAAAACAUUUGUGAAGGCCCCUAAGCCGGAGAAGAUAGAGAGGGAACUAAAUUCAGUGAAAGCAGCAUUUGAAUGGGAUGUGUACAGACACAAUAUGAAGCCUACUGAAGAGCUUCAUCAUCACAUAGAAAAUGAAGAGAAAAUCAGAAUUUCUUAUGAGCAUGAAGAAGCAGGUCAAAUGCCUAAGCCCUAUGAACAGGAAGAAUGUGAGAGCAUAGCAAAAAUGCUGCAUGAACCAGAAAAAAAUACCGAACUUGAAAUCCAAGAGUUGGAUGAGAACAAAGAUAUGAAGGAACUAAAAGAGGCUCAGAAUAGUGUGAAAUUUGAGAAGGAACAAAGAGAUGCACACAAUCAUGUGGAAAUGGAGAAUAGAUCAAAUGAAGUUCCAGUUAUACAGGAGAAUGAGAGGAGACUAGAUGAAAUUCAUAGCCAUGAAGGAAAUGGGAAGGGAGAGAAAGAAUAUUUGGACAGGGUAGCAAGUGAAAUGAAAUGGCAAGAGGGUUCAUACUGGGAAGAAAAUGAGAAGAAAUUAAGUGAUGCCAAGCCAGAGGAUGCUGAGAAGUUAGUUCGAGUUCAUGAACAGGAAGUAAUUAAGGUGAGAUUUAAUGACUUUCAGGACAAGGAAGGAAGUGAGAAGGUGCUUAGAGAAGCUUGUGGGACAAAAGGCAAUGAGAACCUGGAAGAGACCAAACAGAAUGAGAACAUGCUCAAAAACGAUUAUCAGAUGAAUGAAAUGGAGAGAGAAAGGACUUGCACAGUGUUAGAAACUGAGAGGAUACAAACACAGAUUCAUCUGAGGGCAGAAGAUGAGACCAAUGUAGAAGCAACUCAACAGGAUUUCACAUACCAGGAGAACAAUCUUGAAGCAACUAAUGAUGUGUACUUGCUAGAUAAAAAUGAGAACACAGACAAAGCCGAUGAAGCCAAUGGAGAUAAAGAAAGAUUUGGGCAUGUGGAAGUAACUGCUGAUAUAUUUGCAUUUGAAGAGAAUGGGAAGAUGACAGAGGUAAGUGAAGAUUUCUUUCCUACAGAGACUGGAAAAUGUUCAGAAGCAGUUGAAGAAGAGAAUUUUGGAACUGAUGUCCCAGAGCGAGGUCUCACUGGACUUGAUGGCAUUAAUAAGCAAAAAGCAGAUGUAUAUUUAGGUGAAACUGAUGUGAACCUUGAUUGCAAGCUAAAUGAAUUUCAUGUGACAGAGUAUGAUAGAAUCUGUGAUCAGGAAAAGCAUACUGAAGAAGUAACUUUUCAACUGGAUGAAAAUCAUCAGGAUGACAGUGAGUCUGAAAUUGGUCCCAGUGAUGAAGAAAAUGAGAGUAAUUUUGUUUCUUCUCACGACGAAGGAUGCUUAGGUAAUGGGAUAGGGUCGAAGACACUGUGUGACUCAGUAAAGGAUGUUGAAGAAGCGGAAUGUGAAUUGGGAGAAAAUAACAAGGAUGUGAAGGACUCUGAAGUUCCUACUAAUCAUGGUGAAGAGACAUAUUUUGAAUCUUCUUCUGAGGAAAACUGGAUAAAUAAUAUGAUUGACGUGCAAGCAAGUCAGCAGCCAAAUAUUUUUGAGGGGGAAAGAACGAUGAUGGGAGUAUCACAGGAGAGAGCAAACCAAAACACUGAUAAAAAGGAGAAGAAUGAUGAAACUCUGACAGGAGAAAAGAGGGAAGCUGAAGAUAAUUUGCAAAAGGAAGUGGAGUUGGAAAAGAAACAUCAUGGGAGAAAGGAAGAAGCAAAAGUGAGGGAAAUGGAAAAGGAAAAGGAGAGGAUAGCUGUAGAAAGAGCAAUCCGAGAAGCUCGUGAAAGGGCUUUUGCUGAAGCCAGAGAAAGGGCAGAAAGGGCUGCUGCAGAAAGAGCAACUGCAGAAGCUCAUCAAAGGGUAAUGGCAGAGGCCCGAGAAAGGUUAGAGAAGGCUUGUGCAGAAGCUAAUGCUAAGUCAGCAGCAGAGAAGGCAUCUAUGGAAGCCAAACUGAAGGCGGAGCGAGCUGCAGUUGAGAGAGCAACUGCAGAGGCCAGGAAACGUGCACUGGAAAAGGCAUUGUCUGAGAAAGCUUCCUUUAAGGCCAGAAAUCAAGCUGAGAAGUAUUCUGGCACUUCAAGAGAUGCUGGAAUAAAAUCCAGGGAUCAACAAUAUAAAGGUCCGGGUCCUUCCAACAGUUCUAAUUAUCCAAGUACUUCAAAUCAUGAUGAGAGAUUUAGCAGUGCUAAUGGUGAAUCAGCUGAAAGGUGUAAAGCUACAUUAGCAAGGAAUCAAAGGACAGCGGAACGAGCGGCAAAAGCUCUUGCGGAGAAGAAUAUGCGUGAUCUUCUCGCUCAGAAAGAACAAGCUGAGAGAAAUAGAUUAGCAGAAACUUUGGAUGCUGGUGUUAAAGGAUGGUCCAGUGGAAAGGAGAAGAAUUUGCGUGCCCUGCUCUCAACACUACAAUACAUUUUGGGCCCUGAUAGCGGUUGGCAGCCAAUUCCUCUGACGGAUCUUAUAUCAGCUGCAGCUGUGAAGAAAGCUUACCGCAAAGCCACUCUUUGUGUUCAUCCUGACAAGUUGCAGCAAAGGGGUGCAAGCAUGAAACAGAAAUACACAUGCGAGAAGGUUUUUGAUCUUCUAAAGGAUGCACGGAACAAAUUCAGUGCAGAAGAACGCUAGACCAUCGAUUCAUCUGCUCAAGGGAGCUCAAAAUAUGGAGACAGACCUUUGCCAUUGACGGAAGAGGAAGACGAAGAGGAAGCAGAAGAGGUCUGGCACGAGAUUCUCCCACGAAUCACCCGAGAUGAAACCGAUACACCGGAGAAUCGAGCAGACU